AUGGCGGAAGAUAUAUUGCAUCAGAUGCGUCUUAGAACAUCGAAUGCAGAUUUACAAAUGAACGAAGAAAUUCACAAUGAAGCAUUCAUUUUAAUUGAGGACAUGUGCUUGAUGCUUACCAACAAAGUAUUAACACAAAUAGGAAUGAUAGCACCCAAUCGCCCAUUGCACAACUCAUUUGAUCAAGAAUUGAGACGCGAAGCCCAAUACGAUUCCAAAACAUUACGAGAAAUGGUUGAUAGAACAGUUCCCCUUUUAAAUCAACAACAAAAAUAUGCCUACGAUACGCCCAUGAAAGUAGUGAACGAUGGAACUGGCAGAUUUUAUUUUUUAGAUGCUCCUUGUGGAACUGGGAAAACGUUUUUGUUAGCAUUGAUUUUGGCCACGAUUCGAUCGCAAAAUGGAAUCGCACUAGCCCUAGCUUCAUCAGGUAUUGCAGCUACGUUGUUGGAAGGCGGUUGA
Molecule: messenger RNA, 462 nt
Organism: Anastrepha obliqua
Lineage: Eukaryota; Metazoa; Arthropoda; Insecta; Diptera; Tephritidae
Exons: 1
Coding region: 1-462 (153 amino acids)
Biological process (GO): telomere maintenance; DNA repair
Molecular function (GO): DNA helicase activity
Source: RefSeq, a predicted model, not a curated record